AUGUCUUCCACUACGGAGAACGCAUCUAUCCUGGCUCUCGCCGAGGGCAUUCUCUCCAACACCAAAUCGCUCAUCGAGCAACUCAAUGCUUCCAACACCGCUCUCCCAACGUUCUCAGCCACAUCUCAAGCCCUACCUACUACGCCCGAUUUUCAAGCGUUGCAAAUCCGGCUCAAGGCGCAGCUCGAAGAUUUGCAGCUUCUCGUAAGCGGGCCGGCGAGCUUCUAUCGGCAUUUUCUCGUCCGUGGCUAUGAGAUCGCCACCUUUCAGCUCGCGCUGGACUUUGAGUUUUUCACGAUCGUGCCGUCCAAGGGAUCCAUCUCUGUUGAAGAUCUGGCAGAGCAAGCGGGUCUGGAUGUAGACCGCACAGGCCGUUUGAUGAGGAUGUUGAUCACACAACGAUUUUUCACGGAACCCAAUCCUGGAUUCUUCUCUCAUAAUAGCUUCUCGAUAGCAUUACAAAAGGACGAGGAGAUAAGGUCUAUGGUCCAUUUCUCUUUCGACGAGAUUCUCAAGGCGUGCGCCGAGUCAGGUGCGGCUAUCAAGGCGGAUCCUUAUAACAGUGAUGGUUUACACUGUCCAUUCUACAAGCGCUUUGGUGUACCCAUCUUUGACUACUAUGAGAAGAACCCACAAUAUGCUGGACGCUUCGCGAAGGCUAUGGCUGGAUGGGUGAAGAUGGCAAAUAACUCGACCGAUACAGCAAACGGUUACUCAUGGGCAGAUCUCCGAGGAACGGUUGUAGAUAUGGGCGGUGGCAGCGGGCACGUGUCUGUUGAAUUGGCUCAAGCCUUCCCACAUCUUUCGUUUGCAGUUCAAGACGGUGAUGGCACCAUGCUAGCGCUCGGCCCUAAGCUCCUUACUCCAGACCUCAAAGACCGUAUCUCUUUUACCCAAGCCAGCUUUUUUGAGCCGCAAAAGCAUCUUGGCGCCGCCGCGUACUUAAUCCGGCAGUGCACUCAUAAUUGGGCAGAUGCCGAUGUCGUUAGGAUUUUCAAAUCCAUGGUUCCAGCUCUCGAGGGGUCGGCCCCAGGUACGCCUUUUCUAAUCAAUGACAUGAUAUUGCCCGAGCCAGGAACAACGAUCGAGCGUAUCUGGGAGCGUGAGAGACGACAUGUGGAUAUGGUGAUGUUGGUGUGCUAUGGGUCAAAGGAGCGGACUGUUAAGGAGUUUGAUAAGCUGUUGAAGGAGGCAGAUGAGAGGUUUGUCAUUAAGAAUGUGCAUAAUGAGGAUCAUGGAGCGCUAGGAAUGAUUGAAGCUUAUCUGAACCAUGGGACAAACGGUACUAAUGGCACACACUAG
Molecule: messenger RNA, 1302 nt
Organism: Glarea lozoyensis ATCC 20868
Lineage: Eukaryota; Fungi; Ascomycota; Leotiomycetes; Helotiales; Helotiaceae
Product: S-adenosyl-L-methionine-dependent methyltransferase
Exons: 5
Coding region: 1-1302 (433 amino acids)
Molecular function (GO): O-methyltransferase activity
Source: RefSeq, a predicted model, not a curated record